Fusarium redolens is the source of this 1662-nucleotide messenger RNA. RefSeq lists its product as uncharacterized. The transcript has 2 exons. The coding region runs from base 106 to 1326 and encodes 406 amino acids. Gene Ontology annotation, biological process: regulation of transcription by RNA polymerase II. The record is from RefSeq and is a predicted model, not a curated record. NCBI's taxonomy places the organism in Eukaryota, Fungi, Ascomycota, Sordariomycetes, Hypocreales, Nectriaceae. Gene Ontology annotation, molecular function: zinc ion binding; DNA-binding transcription activator activity, RNA polymerase II-specific.
AUUUUCCCCAAAUUCCACUCGGAACGAGUGCGAGAUUUCCACUUCUUCCAGAAUCACCCUCCACUGUUCUUUCGCUGCCUUGUGCGUUCAAGGUCGUCUUUUCUAAUGGACGGGGAGACGGACCAGGUCAAAUCCACUCGCGUGGGGUACAAAAAGUCCCGAAAUGGCUGUAUACGUUGCAAAAAGCGGCGAGUCAAGUGUGACGAAGAAGUCCCUUGUUCCGCAUGUGUCAGGCAUAGAGUCCGAUGUAGCUUGGAGCUGGUCAAAUCGGAUGACUACCAAGAACAAAAACCUCUGACCAAUCGCUCUCUUCAACCACCCAGCCAUAGCCUAUCAGCUGGUAGUCCAGCAUCUCUAUUAUCCGGCUCCUUAUUCUCCAGUCCUCUCGAUGAACCUGAUUGUUGGGUUUCUACCGCGGAACUUAUGCUUCACUACACCACCGUCACAUACAAAACCAUGGUCUUCAACGAGAGAACCAUCCCAACCUUUCAACAACAUGUACCCCAAGUUGCCUUAGCAUAUCCCUGGUUUCUUCGGCAAAUAUUGGCUUUCUCAGGUUAUCACCUCGCUCAUCUUCACCCCGAAAAGAAACAAUUCUACCUCCUACAAGCGUCAAAACAUCAGAAUGCUUCUCUACGUGGACUCAGAGAAGCAUUAUCCGAACCAGUCAAUUCAUCAAACUGCCAUGCCUUAUACGCUAGCACUACGUUUAUAGUAGUGAACAAAUUCGCGGCAUUUCCAAACUGCGAUGACUUCCGUAGUCAUGGAUGUUCACAGCCUGUUCAGAGUUUGAUGGAGAUAUUCUCUCUCGUGAACGGUAUGGAGGCUGUUCUGCAUUCACCUGGAGCUGCGGAUCUCAUGAACGGGCCUCUGAAAGAACUGUUCAGUGAGACACCGCAUCAACAUGUGAACAGCUACCUUCUUCGCGGUCUUCAUGCACGGCUACCCGAGCUUGCUCGGCGGAUAUCAUCAGACUCGAUGGAAGAUCAGUCCAGAACUACACUAACUUCUGCGGUUGUUUCCAUCACCGACCGCGUCAAUGACGCUUUCGCAAAUCUGCAUAAAGUAUCACCGCCAGAGUUAAGGGUGUUGUUCUCCUGGCCUAUGUCUGUAUCCCGAGAUUUCUUGGAUCUGGCCGUGUCGAGCCAUCCGUUGGCUCUUGUGAUUCUGGCGUACUAUGAUAUUCUACUGUACUGGGGCGAAUCGGAGUACUGGUUCUUUGAGAAUUGGGCAGAAACAUUGAUUACUGCCAUUGUUGAAAAGGUCAAAGGCUCGCCGUGGGAAGAUCUUCUCAAUUGGCCUGUUGAAGUGAUCUUACACCAUUAGUAUCCCCGAAUUCCGGGAUAGCGUAUCACACUCGCAAAUAGCUUGGCAAGAUGGAUUGUAUUAACGUUCUUGGACACUUUAUGAAGUAUAAGUGUUAUUGUAAGAUUCUCCAGCAGCUGUUGAAAGAUUACGCGUCAUGCGUUGAAAUACUGGUGACGGGUUGCACCGAGGCGCUCUGUAUGCAGCUAACUUUUCAGCUGCUGCAGGACCCAUGUCUAGGCCAGCACUAUUGUCAAAAGAUGGAGGAAUACCUGCAGCUUUUCAGCCUCACUUGUGGCGACCUCGUAAUCAGAAGUCUCUGCCUAAUCGCAAAUGAAUAUAUUCUCAAUUCCAUCC